CAUGAACUCACAUUUUCCUCAUCCAGGUAACAUUCAAAUCUCAUCGACUAAAUAAACUAAAAAAAAAAGAGAUGAAUCCUAUGUUUUACUUCCUUCUUGCCCUAACAGCUGUUUUGGCUACCACCGCAAACGCCGGGCCAGUUCUCGACGUGAAUGGUGAUAUCAUAUUCGGUGGCAGUUACUACGUUCUCCCCCUCAUAUGGGGCCCUACAGGUGGCGGCCUAACUCUCACCCCCCGUAAUGGCAACCAGUGUCCCCUCUUUGUCGGACUGGAGCGUUCAGAGGUCAACAGGGGCAUUCCCGUGAAAUUCUCAAACUGGAUGUCUAGAGUUGGGUUCGUUCCCGAAUCAGAGAACCUCAACAUCAAGAUGGAUGUCGAACCUACGAUCUGCGCUAAGUCAACUUAUUGGUGGGUUACUACAGCCCCCAGUCACUGGAGAUCGUCGUUCAUAGCGGUUGGUCCUAAGCCAGAAGCUGGAGGAGAAGAUUCGUCGAGGAGUUUCUUCCAGAUCAAGAAAACUAGAGCAAACCUUAACGCUUACAAGUUUGUAUUUUGUAGGGACGGUAACGAUUGCACCGAUGUCGGUAAAAACGAGGAAGGUGGCGUUCGGGGUUUGGUUAUAGGCUCUACCCCACCAUUCGGUAACCCAUUCGAGAUUGUGUUCGUGAAAGCUACUGAGACAGAGAGUUCACCCAAGAUUAUGUCUAUUAUCUAAGAGAAAUAAAGACCCCUUAAUAAAGAGGAUAAGAGUUAUAACUUACGUCUAAUAAUAAAACUCUAUCCGUUUAUGCUGUUUUCUUUGUUGGUCAAUCAUCAUCAUCAUCGUAUCUGGAAUAAAAACAUCUUUACUUUGUUUC
Messenger RNA from Raphanus sativus (radish), 858 nucleotides. Its product is annotated as kunitz trypsin inhibitor 4. The transcript has a single exon. Gene Ontology annotation, molecular function: endopeptidase inhibitor activity. The coding region runs from base 72 to 716 and encodes 214 amino acids. The record is from RefSeq and is a predicted model, not a curated record. Lineage: Eukaryota; Viridiplantae; Streptophyta; Magnoliopsida; Brassicales; Brassicaceae.